ACUGCGCUGUCUGGUAAGAAUCGAAACCGGUUAGUGUCACGGUCAUAUAGACUUAUUUAUCAAGCACGUUUUCUCUUAAAGUUUACUUUGACAUGGCGCGUGCAUCAAAAUUGAUGUACACAUCGCUAAACUUGCUAACUAGGAGAUUGGGAUCACAAAUCCAGCUUGUUUCAAUAACAGCCGGUAGAUAUUCCACCGAGAAACAGGCAACUAACGAAGAUUUAGAGAUAUUACCAGAUUUCGUCAAUAGGAAUCCUAGAUGCUUGGAAUAUCAAGGAAUCGCCCGAAAAACAAAGGGUUGGACUUUUCAAUAUCCAUCCAGAGAGUUUUAUCAUAGAUUGGUGAUUGAAAAGACACAUAGAAAUAUAACUGCUGAUGUUGAACAUUGUACUGGAAAGACGGUAGUGUCAGCUUCAACAUUAGAAAUGGCAAUUGCAUCUCAACUAGAGAGUAAGACUGAUCUAAAUGCUUCUAGAUACGUGGGAAAAAUUUUAGGUAGAAGAUGUCAAGAAAGUGGUAUUACAUCUAUGGUUUUACAAGAUGGUCCUGCUUCUAAUAUAAAUGUUGGUUCACAACGAUUUACAGCCUUAAUCGAUGCCAUGAAAGAAGAAGGAGUUAGUUUUGAAGAGGUUGAAGAAGUCAAACGCGAAUAUGAACCUGGAAUUGACUAUGACAAUGAAGAAGAAUUUAAUAAAGUUAUGAAAAGUCCUGUUAAAAAGAAAAGGCAUGUUAAGCGAAUUACAGUUUUCACACCUAGAACAUGAUAUAGUUGUUAUACAAAAAAUAUGCAAAAACAACUGUUAUAAUAAUAAAAUUGAAAUUUUUUUAA
Messenger RNA from Dimorphilus gyrociliatus, 829 nucleotides. The record is from the annotation of a GenBank genome assembly. Lineage: Eukaryota; Metazoa; Annelida; Polychaeta; Dinophilidae.